AUGCCGCCGCGAGUGAGAUAUCCGAAAGACGUAGCUAUCGUCGAGAUACAGCGAAACCCAUACUUCGAUAUCAAGAACCUUGAAAUUCUUGCCAAAUGGUGCCCACAUUGCACUAUAACCGGAGCGUACGCUUGCGGUCUGAACAAACCCGAUCCAAGCGCCAAGGAGUUGAUGGCUGCAUGCGCUGGAGAGAGAAUAGUCGUUCCAUAUCCAGGAUCUAUGAUCAUUAUACACUCCGAUGACUUCACUGAACAAGAAUUCAACGCCUUCUGCCGGAAAAUAGUACAUAUGCAGGCGUGUAUGCCAGCCUUGAGGAUUGUAGAAAACUUCAAUCUGAUAGAAGUAAUCUUGUCACCAAGUCUGCAAAUCCCUGAGGGAGUCAUACUUCUCGAAGUCAGAGACAAUCCACGGCUACCAAUCACCGUCCUCGAAAUGUUGUUGAAACUCUGUCCAGGCUGCAGAAUCUCCUUUGAUGCAGGUCCGAUCACAUAG
Molecule: messenger RNA, 492 nt
Organism: Cylicostephanus goldi
Lineage: Eukaryota; Metazoa; Nematoda; Chromadorea; Rhabditida; Strongylidae
Source: the annotation of a GenBank genome assembly